Molecule: messenger RNA, 3615 nt
Organism: Closterium sp. Yama58-4
Lineage: Eukaryota; Viridiplantae; Streptophyta; Zygnematophyceae; Desmidiales; Closteriaceae
Source: the annotation of a GenBank genome assembly
AUGUUGCAGCCGUUCCGAGCCUACUCGCCAGCGUGCCCGAAGGAGAUCCCCUAUGCGAUACCCAAGUGUGUAUUCCCCCCUCUUCCCUGCUCGCCCAUCGCUCUCCUCACAUCCUCCUAUAUUCAGAUGUCGCAGCCGUUCCGAGCCAACUCACCAGCGUGCCCGAAGGAGAUUCCUGAAGUGGGCACAGACAUCAUCUGCCCUCUCAUCCACGUCUACCGCUCCUACGGCAUUCAGAUCGUCAAGGUGAGUCUGUCUGUAACGAGUACAGAGGCUGACAAUGCUCCUGUGGUGUUCCAACCAUUGCGCCCUCUCAUCCUCAUAGGCUACACGUUUGGUCGGGUCGAUAUGCUUCGGACCAUGCACAGCCGCAUUGACAGCAUGAAGAUGACGGCAGUGUCGGACUUCAAGAGGGGCAACGGAGUCAUCCGUGUGAUGCUGUCGGGGUAUGGACCGCUGCUGUACGGUGGGUGUUGGUACCUCUUACUUGCUGUCACGUGUACAUUACCAGUCACAGGUGAUGCUGUGCGGUGUGAAUACGGGCCUCUGCUGGUGUGCUGCCAGGUCUACGUCAUAAAUAAUGAGAUUCAAGUGCGGUAUGGCAUCCCGUGCUUGCGUGCUGCUGCGCGGCUGCAUUUACAUCACGAACAAGAACAUCUAUGGCACGAGCCUUUGUUGUCUGGUUGUGGUGCAUUGGAGCAUUGUUUAAAAACAAUCAAGUGCGUAACUUCGUGCCUGCUGCCCUCACCCUGUGCGCUCUAUCACCUCUCCACACCCAUCUCUGCUGUUCUUCCCUCCCCUUUAGGCGCGUACAUGCCAGUGCUGCUACACGUGGGCGCGGUGGGAGCAGUGGUCAGGAACAAUUACGUGCAUGACUUUGUAUUUGCUGGAAUCACGUGUGGCAACAUGGUUCACUCGCAGGGCGACUGCAUGCUGAGCACCAUUUCAAACAACCUCGUUGUGGCAGCAGGGCGGAACCUCACAGGGGGUUGGGACGCCACGGGGAUAUACUUUGUAACGCACUGGAAUAACCCGGGUAAUUUGGCGGAGUGCAACUACAUAAUCGGGGGUGACCACUGCUACUACCUGGACUAUGCCAGCUCGGGUGUGACUAUACGCGGAGGGGCUUGUAUCGGGACGGUGGAUGGCAUGAAGGUCAACAACGGGAAAUGGAACUGCAUAGAGCACGUGGUGAUGAAGGGCACGGAGGGCACGCCAGGGUGGUGCACGUGCCUCACUGCCACGGUGUGCAAUUGCCUCAAAGAUCCCGGCAACUACUGGGACCGCAUGCGGGCCAAGUACUACAGCAGUGCCGCGUUUCAGCAGAAAUGGCCAUGGAUGAAGAGCAUCUGUAACGAGACCGCUAUUAACGGGGUUACGUGUAACACAAACGCGGCAGGCACAUUAAAAGAUACGGACACAGGCAAGUGCAGCGGGCUGCCCACAAAUAAUUACAUCGACCUGGUGUUGGUCGACGUGAAAGAUGCGGAGUUGAAUUACCGUUACUGCGAGGGGAAGCUGCCCAACGCACCCAAAUUAAAUACGCAUCAGCACAUCAACGUAACCGCUCACUCAGCAAAAUUCUUCUAUUAUGGCAGCAACGACCUGGGCGUCAUGAAGGGUUCGCCUAUUUUCAAGAAGCGACCAGGAUUCAAAAGUUGCCCUAGGAGAAAUGUUGGGCCCAAGAAGUGGUCGUUGUUGUGUCGUUAUUCCUGGUUACUGGCGCGAUCCUUCGCCAUGCGUCGUUACCUCCUUCCCCUCUUCGCCCGUUUCGUCAACUUCGCCACGCGGCUCGUCGACGCGCUCUGCGGCUUCCUCUUCCUCCCGCCGCUCGCGACGCGCCUGCUGCAGUGGCUGCUCCCGUUAGAGGAACGCGCCGUGCUGCGCGCCGCGUACAAGGCCACGGGGCUUCGUGACUAUGGCGAGGGGACGUUCCUGACGGGCCUGCGGCUUCUAUUGAAGGGGCUCGAAGAGGAAGCGAGGCUGAGCGCGUUUGGGAGGAUUCUUAUAUGGAACGAUGUGCAGCGUCUGCUGCGCUACCGGUUACAGCUGGAGGAUACGAGGAGGCGACACCCGGAGAUAGAGGAGGAGAAGAUUGAGGCCCCUGUGUUCAUAUUGGGUCUGCCCCGCACAGGCACCACCUUCCUCUUCAACCUGCUCGCCCUUGCCUUUCCCCCUCUUCUGUUCCUUCCGUCUCCUAUCCCCGUUAUAAGCAGGCCCAGUGUCCAUUUUGGGUCUGCCCCGCACAGGAACGACCUUCCUCUUCAACCUCCUGGCCGUCGACACAUAGCUCUUCUGCCUCCUCCUUCUUGCCCUUCCUAUCCCCGUUAUAAGCAGGCCCCUGUAUUCAUCCUCGGCUUACCCCGCACAGGCACCACUUUCCUCUUCAACCAGCUCGCCCUCGACUCAUCGCUCUUCCGCUCGCCCCUCACAUGGGAGGUGCAUCACAUGCACCCUCCCCCAGACUCCACCUGCUAUGACACCGAUAAGCGCAUCGGAGAGACUGAGGCCUUUCUGGAAGGGGUCUCCGCACUGCUGCCUUCCUUCCAGGCCUUGCAUCCCGUGACAGCAACAGGACCACAGGAAUGCAUGGGGCUUAUGAUUGUAUUUUCAACACUCAUCUCCCCUCUAUCUUCCCCUCCUAUCUUCCCCUCCUAUCUUCCCCUCCUAUCUUCCCCUCCUAUCUUCCCCUCCUAUCUUCCCCUCCUAUCUUCCCCUCCUAUCUUCCCCUCCUAUCUUCCCCUCCUAUCUUCCCCUCCUAUCUUCCCCUCCUAUCUUCCCCUCCUAUCUCCCCUCCUAUCUUCCCCUCCUAUCUUCCCCUCCUAUCUUCCCCUCCUAUCUUCCCCUCCUAUCUUCCCCUCCUAUCUUCCCCUCCUAUCUUCCCCUCCUAUCUUCCCCUCCUAUCUUCCCCUCCUAUCUUCCCUCCUAUCUUCCCCUCCUAUCUUCCCCUCCUAUCUUCCCUCCUAUCUUCCCCUCCUAUCUUCCCCUCCUAUCUUCCCCUCCUAUCUUCCCCUCCUAUCUUCCCCUCCUAUCUUCCCCUCCUAUCUUCCCCUCCUAUCUUCCCCUCCUAUCUUCCCCUCCUAUCUUCCCCUCCUAUCUUCCCCUCCUAUCUUCCCCUCCUAUCUUCCCCUCCUAUCUUCCCCUCCUAUCUUCCCCUCCUAUCUUCCCCUCCUAUCUUCCCCUCCUAUCUUCCCCUCCUAUCUUCCCCUCCUAUCUUCCCCUCCUAUCUUCCCCUCCUAUCUUCCCCUCCUAUCUUCCCCUCCUAUCUUCCCCUCCUAUCUUCCCCUCCUAUCUUCCCCUCCUAUCUUCCCCGUGCCAUGCCUCACCAGGUACGACUUCACCUCCUUCGCCUUCCCCACCAUCCACUUCAACAUCCCCUCGCCUCCCGCGCUCCUCCUUCCCUUUCUCCUCCAUCCCUCCCCUCUCGCCCUUCUCUCUUCCCUCUCCCCCUCCCCUCUCCGCCCCCCACCAACAGGUACGAUUUCACCUCCUUCGCCUUCCCCACCAUCCACUUCAACAUCCCCUCCUACUUCCGAUGGUACCUCUCUUCCGACCUCACCCCACCUACCGCCUCCUGCGCUGGCAGCUGCAGUACCUGCAGUGGCGAGGCCCUAA